AUGCGGUUUUCGAGCUCGGCACUGUUGGGUUCAGCCCUCCUCAUCGGUCAGGGACUCUGCAAUAGUAACCCCGAGAACAAGCCUAGAGCCAUUCCAACACCGCGGUGGGAUACUCCCACUGUGCCCAACGACCUCCAGGCGUUCUCCAUUGAAUUUGCCUUCUUUCCUGACUAUGCGGGAAACAAAUCUCAUCCCAAUGAGUUCUCCAAGAACCUUCUUACCAACUUCAAGACUCUCACGGGCGUGCCGCCGACAGUGAGAGUCGGGGGAGAUCAUUCAUAUUAUCAUCCCGACCAAAAGGAGAACGUCGAGCUCAUCUAUGCGAACCCGAAUAAUGACCAGCCAGACACGAUCUACUAUGGCCCAGCAUUCUUCGAGUCCUACCAUACACUGGGCAACGUCAAGUUCUUCCACGGACUGAACUUGAACCAGAACCGCUCUAUCCAGAUACUUCAAGAGGCUGCGAUUGAGGCAUGCAUUUCUAUCGGUCCUCAAUUGGAGCUCUUCGAGUUGGGUAAUGAGUGGAAUUUCGCGCCUGGAGAAUACCGCACAGCUAACUACUCAAUGCUGGACUAUGUGCAUGAGUGGAACCAGAAAGCUGCCGCGGUCAAGGCCGCUGUUCAGAAAGCUUGCCCUGGACAUUUCCCCGGGUUCUUCGCGCCUAGUUUUGCGCUGCUUAACUUCAUCAAGAGCCAGUGGUCUGCGGAAGACCUCUUCAAACUUGGCUACGAUCCUCAUAACUUGAUAAAAGAGCUUUCGUUCCACAACUACAUGGGUGUCAACGAGCCACCUAAUAAUCCUCCGGUGGAUUGGGAUCUCCAACGCCUCCUUAUGAACCAUACCAGUAUCCAAGAGAGCCUAGCGACCCAGAUCCAGCGCGCCAAGAACCUCGCGUACCUCGGACAUCCUUAUGUUCUUGGAGAGCUCAACUCCAUCGCGAAUCAGGGCAUCACUGGCGAAACCAAUACAUUUGGAGAUGCAUUGUGGCUAGUUGAUUUCUCCUUCUGGGCUGGCGCUCAUAACAUCAAGCGCCUCCAUUUCCACCAAGGCCUUGACUACCGCUACGCCUCAUGGCAACCAAUCCUCGGCAAGGGCCAACCCCCUACCACUCGUCCCCCGUACUACGGCCAGAUCAUGGUUGCCUCUGCUCUUGGCCACUCGCACAACGCUCGCGUUGUCAACAUUCCCUUGAAUGAGGAAACCGAGUCCGCUUACGCCAUCUACGAUGGAGACAGGCUAUCCAAGCUUGCCAUCGUGAAUAUGCAAGCUUUCAACGAGACAACUACUGGUACCCGCCCGAGCAAGGAGUACAAGUUCGAGGUCCCAGGCCACUACCGUCAGGCCAAGGUUGAGAGUCUGAUUGCGCCAGGAAGCGAUGCUACAGAGGAAGUGACCUUUGCCGGCAUUUCGUAUGACCAUGACCUUGCGAUGGGCAAGCCCGUUGUGGUUGAUCCCAAAGAGAAGUUUGUGAUGAUUGAGGAUGGUGUACUUCGUGUUGAUGUACCUGAUUCCUCUGCCGUUGUUGUGUCGCUUAAUUGA
This is a messenger RNA of Penicillium cinerascens, 1539 nucleotides long. Its product is annotated as glycosyl hydrolase family 79 C-terminal domain-containing protein. The transcript is spliced from 5 exons. NCBI's taxonomy places the organism in Eukaryota, Fungi, Ascomycota, Eurotiomycetes, Eurotiales, Aspergillaceae. The record is from RefSeq and is a predicted model, not a curated record. The coding region runs from base 1 to 1539 and encodes 512 amino acids.